Labeo rohita (rohu) is the source of this 2419-nucleotide messenger RNA. It is a transcript of the gene rab39bb, whose product is annotated as RAB39B, member RAS oncogene family b. Lineage: Eukaryota; Metazoa; Chordata; Actinopteri; Cypriniformes; Cyprinidae. Gene Ontology annotation, molecular function: GTP binding; GTPase activity. The coding region runs from base 416 to 1057 and encodes 213 amino acids. Gene Ontology annotation, biological process: Rab protein signal transduction. The transcript is spliced from 3 exons. Gene Ontology annotation, cellular component: Golgi membrane. The record is from RefSeq and is a predicted model, not a curated record.
CUGAUGCGGGAUGAGUCAGGCUAUAUGAUGCUUCUGCUGUCGCUUCCAUUUCAUCAGCACAAAACAUCUAAACAUUUCUCCAUCUUCCAAGCGUGGAUCAAAACAUGACAGGCGUAAAUCAUCUUUGACUUUUACGCGACUUUGAUCCAGGCAGGGAUCAUUUCAACAACACGCCGACUCAUCUUUAGCAACAUCCAAGCAAAAUAGACCGCCUACACGGCGCAGUUUAGUCUGCACCUGUUUGUUUUUUUACGUAGAGACGAAUGUUUUGUUUAUUCUUCGGUAUGUUAUGUAAAUAGUUUAUGUCCGUCAUUUCAUCCAGCGGUUUCAAAAGAGGCUUCAAUCCUUUAAAGACUAUGGAAUCAACCGUGUGGUAGCUUUGAACCGACCAAACAAAAACAACAUCUAAAUAAACAUGGAGGCAAUUUGGCUUUACCAGUUUCGACUGAUUGUUAUUGGGGACUCCACUGUUGGAAAAUCAUGUUUAAUUAGACGAUUCACAGAAGGCCGCUUCGCACAGGUGUCGGACCCGACGGUCGGUGUGGAUUUUUUCUCCCGCCUGGUAGAGAUUGAACCCGGGAAACGCAUUAAACUGCAGAUUUGGGACACUGCAGGCCAGGAACGCUUUAGGUCUAUCACCAGAGCAUACUACCGUAACUCCGUGGGAGGCCUGCUGCUCUUUGACAUCACCAACCGUCGCUCCUUCCAGAACGUUCACGAGUGGCUAGAAGAGGCACGCAGCCACGUGCAGCCCCACAGCAUUGUCUUCCUGCUGGUCGGCCACAAAUGUGAUCUGGAACCACAGCGUCAGGUGAGCCGGCAAGAGGCCGAGAAGCUAGCGGCUGCGUACGGCAUGCGCUACGUGGAGACUUCAGCACGUGACGCCAUAAACGUGGAGAGAGCAUUUACAGAGCUAACACGGGAUAUAUUCGAGCUGGUGAAGAGCGGGGAGAUCACCAUCCAGGAAGGUUGGGAGGGAGUGAAGAGUGGGUUCGUACCUAACGUGGUGCAUUCGUCAGAAGAAGUGACAAAGGGCGAUCGUCGGUGUUUCUGUUGAGUUGGUAAUCGCCACCCUGCUACCUAUCAAACAUUUGGGCCCUGGUGGACAAAAGAAACGCUUCCUCCAAUCACAGGGUCUCCCUGAUUAUGACAUCAUCACCCCUUUCCUGCCUGCUGAAUGCCUAAACAAGUCCCACCAUAUCGCUUCACUUUUCUAUACUACUUCGCUCGUUUCCCUAAUCACGCAAUCUUGUAUAUGGCCAAAUUGAACUGCUGAGAAUGGAAGGUUAGUAAAAACUAUUGCAGAACUCCUGCUGAAAGGCCAGCGUGCACUUUAACUGUGUCUGCACAUCUGUCAUUCAUUCUGUUGAGCCACUAAAGUUAGACUUCCCAAAUAAAGAUGUUCUGGCUUUGGACGUCUCCAAUAUCUGGGACUAAGCUUGUUCCAGGUGUCAUCUAUUGGUUGCAUCAUGGGAGAGAUAACUGACUAACACAGGUUUUACUUGCUGACUUCAAAGAUGAAUGCUGGGAUACUCAUUUCUAUUGACUCGAAGAUCUCAGACUUGAAACAUUUGAUUGCUGAAGGUGUGAUGUGUCUGAUAAAUUUAGUAAAUGAACGACAAAGGGAAGAGAUGUACCGCAAUAUACUACGUGAUCUGUAAUGAUUCCCAUAUGAACAAAACUAGAUUUUCACUUGUAAUUGGUGUGAGAUAAGUAUGUCACUUACAUGGUAUGAUAAUGGAGGUUCAUUUUUAUGAUCUAAUGCAAAGAUUCAUAAGGGACUACUGAAAGUACAUCCAUGAGCCCCAGAUGGAUUAAGAAGUGUGUGCAUUGUUUUACAAAUAUUAACAUUUCACUUAUCACACAUUACCACAAGAGGCCUCUGGUGCUCACCAGAAUUACAAAGAAACCUUAAUCAGUUGUACUUGAGUACAUCUUUUACACCUUUUAUCCCAAAGAGUGUUUCUGAUGUUACAGCUUGUGAUUGUACUAUCUAAUGUGAAAAAGGCAAGCUCUUCCUAUAGGUUUUCUAACCGCCCAGUGAGGGCCAUUGACCUUGUACACAUUCACAUAAGGCAUCUGUAUCUAUAGAGCUUGCAUUGCCAUGUAUUUACCCUUACUUUAUUCAUCUAUAACAUCUUUACUUUUUGAAAUGACUUGCUCUUCACUUUAACUUUCACCCCUUUGAAAUAAAUCCAUAGCCACUUUCUUGAAUCUGAUUGGAGAAGAUGUGUUGCUACUGUUCAGAAGUGGCUGAGUAGUUAAUCUGUCACAUUAUUGGACAAUAUGAAGCCAUUUCAAAACAUGGCUGAAACAGGGUCUCAGGGAAGAACCAGAAGAUUUUGGAUUGGGUUGACCACUCGUUUGCUUUGUAAGCUUUUUGUGGCUGAUGUGGAUUUGCAAGGACUGGCUGUACAAA